GCCGCAGUUCCCACGACCUGCUGCGCACGCGGCUGACUCCGCCCCGGAAGUAGUGUGCGCCCUGGCCAACGCGGGGCGGAAGCUGUGGAUGGCGGGGAAAACAGCGUUGCUUGUGUGGAUAAGCUGGCGCUGUUGCUAGACGACGAACUGUAGCCUCGUCACUUCCUAGGGUUGCGGUCCGCCCAGGCCGGGAGUAGGGGGACGGGAGCCUGAGUGGGCUCGGAGUUGCCCGCGUGCAGUACCCGCGGCCAGCCGGGCAUCGGGAGUCGGGGGCCACGCCACCUGCGGAGAAGAACUCGAGCCGAGGCGGGAAGAUGGCUGCAGACAAGCCUGCUGAUCAGGGAGCAGAGAAACAUGAAGGGAUGGGCCAGUCAUCUGGGAUCACUGACCAAGAGAAGGAGCUGUCUACCAGUGCUUUCCAGGCGUUCACAUCUGGAAAUUAUGAUGCCUGUCUGCAACACCUUGCCUGUCUCCAAGAUAUAAACAAAGAUGAUUAUAAAAUAAUUUUGAAUACAGCAGUAGCUGAGUUUUUUAAAAGUAAUCAAACAACAACAGAUAAUUUGAGACAAACACUUAACCAGCUGAAGAAUCAGGUCCACUCGGCUGUUGAAGAAAUGGAUGGAUUAGAUGAUGUUGAAAACAGCAUGUUGUAUUAUAAUCAAGCAGUUAUUCUUUAUCAUCUGCGGCAGUAUACAGAGGCAAUAUCUGUUGGUGAAAAGCUUUAUCAGUUCAUAGAACCUUUCGAAGAAAAAUUUGCCCAGGCAGUGUGUUUUCUGCUUGUAGACCUGUAUAUAUUAACCUAUCAAGCUGAGAAAGCUUUGCAUCUUCUUGCUGUCCUAGAAAAAAUGAUUUCACAGGGUAACAAUAAUAAAAAUGGGAAGAAUGAGACUGGCAGUAAUACCAACAAAGAUGGAUCUAAUCAUAAAGCUGAGAGUGGAGCUCUAAUAGAAGCUGCAAAAUCAAAGAUACACCAGUACAAAGUAAGAGCUUAUAUCCAAAUGAAGUCCCUGAAAGCAUGCAAAAGGGAGAUCAAGUCAGUCAUGAACACAACUGGAAAUUCUGCACCCUCCCUGUUUCUUAAAAGCAAUUUUGAGUACUUAAGGGGCAAUUAUCGAAAAGCUGUGAAGCUAUUAAAUAGUUCAAACAUUGCUGAGCAUCCAGGAUUCAUGAAAACAGGUGAAUGCUUGAGGUGUAUGUUCUGGAAUAAUCUUGGUUGCAUCCAUUUUGCCAUGAGCAAGCACAAUUUGGGGAUUUUCUACUUUAAGAAGGCUCUGCAGGAAAACGAUAACGUCUGUGCCCAGCUCAGUGCAAGUAGCACUGAUCCAGGCAAAAAAUUUUCUGGAAGACCCAUGUGUACCUUACUAACCAACAAAAGAUAUGAGCUGCUGUAUAACUGUGGAAUUCAGCUUCUUCACAUCGGAAGGCCUCUUGCUGCCUUCGAGUGUCUUAUUGAAGCUGUUCAGGUUUAUCACGCAAAUCCCCGCCUUUGGCUACGACUGGCUGAAUGCUGCAUUGCUGCCAAUAAAGGAACUUCUGAGCAAGAAACUAAAGGUCUUCCCACCAAAAAGGGCAUUGUACAGUCUAUUGUUGGUCAAGGCUAUCACCGGAAAAUCGUUCUGGCAUCACAGUCCGUUCAGAACACCGUGUAUAACGAUGGACAGUCUUCAGCCAUUCCUGUAGCCAGUAUGGAGUUUGCAGCCAUUUGUCUUAGAAAUGCCUUGUUGCUGUUACCUGAAGAACAGCAAGACCCAAAGCAGGAAAAUGGCUCCAAAAACAGCGGCCAACUAGCAGGGAACACUGAGAGCAGCGAGAGCAACGAAACAUGCAGCAGUAAAAGCCAUGAUGGGGAUAAAUUCAUUCCAGCUCCACCUUCUUCUCCUUUGAGAAAACAAGAACUAGAAAACUUAAAGUGUUCCAUACUCGCUUGCAGUGCUUAUGUGGCUUUGGCCUUGGGUGAUAACCUCAUGGCUUUGAAUCAUGCAGAUAAACUUCUUCAGCAGCCCAAGCUGUCAGGGUCUCUUAAAUUUUUGGGCCAUUUAUAUGCUGCAGAAGCCCUCAUCUCCCUGGAUAGAAUAUCUGAUGCUAUCACACACUUGAACCCAGAGAACGUCACUGAUGUCUCCUUAGGGAUUUCUUCAAAUGAGCAGGACCAAGGAUCAGACAAGGGUGAAAAUGAAGCAAUGGAAUCCUCUGGCAAGCGUGUCCCUCAGUGCUACCCCAGUUCUGUCAACUCUGCCCGGACUGUGAUGCUGUUCAACCUGGGCAGUGCGUACUGCUUGAGGAGCGAGUAUGACAAAGCUCGGAAGUGUCUGCACCAGGCGGCUUCAAUGAUCCAUCCCAAAGAAGUGCCCCCUGAGGCCAUCUUGCUGGCAGUCUACCUUGAACUGCAAAAUGGUAAUACCCAGCUGGCCCUACAGAUUAUCAAGAGGAACCAGCUGCUCCCUACAGUGAAAACCCACUCUGAAGUGAGAAAGAAGCCAGUGUUUCAGCCUGUCCACCCGAUCCAGCCCAUCCAAAUGCCAGCCUUCACCACCGUGCAGAGGAAGUGAGACUUUGCUUUGGGGAACUGUUACCUGAAACCAGGGGAGUCCUUGCUGGCUUUUCAGUUAUCUCAUAGUAAAGUGAGUAAAGAAAACCCUGACAUGAAAAGUGCUCGUUUCCAGGACAGUUUCAAACUGUUCUCCCCUGCCUGGAUCUUUAUCAGGAACUCCCUGAAAAUUAAGGAUUCAUAUACCCACUUCAGUUGUUUUUCUUUAAAACUCUGCCAGACUUAAUUUUGAACCAUUAUGUGAUAUGUCAAUGUCACAGGCAAUUAAAAUAUGAUCUUAUCAGAA
This is a messenger RNA of Nannospalax galili (Upper Galilee mountains blind mole rat), 2834 nucleotides long. It is a transcript of the gene Cnot10, whose product is annotated as CCR4-NOT transcription complex subunit 10. Gene Ontology annotation, biological process: negative regulation of translation; mRNA catabolic process. NCBI's taxonomy places the organism in Eukaryota, Metazoa, Chordata, Mammalia, Rodentia, Spalacidae. Bases 315 to 2549 code for a protein of 744 amino acids. Gene Ontology annotation, molecular function: protein binding. Gene Ontology annotation, cellular component: CCR4-NOT complex. The record is from RefSeq and is a predicted model, not a curated record. The transcript has 19 exons.